AUGGCCCAACAGUUGGAGUGCCAGUUGGCAUUUAUCAAGGAGCUGCAGCAGCAGAUGGCCGAGUUAAAAGCAGCCAACAUGGCCGCGAAGCAGCCGGUCCAACAUCAGCAGGAGCAACAGCAGCAGUUAAUCGUACAGCAGCGGCAACAACAGCAGGAGCAGAGGAAGCAGCAGCGACAACAGCAGCAGCAGCAGCAUGAAGUACGAAGAAGUUCAUCAGCCACGCAGGUCGGGCUUGGGGACAAAAUGUCCGCCAAGAGGAGCAAAGUAAUACUCCCGGGAGAAAUGUCAUCCGAGGAGGAGGGAAAUACGGGCCCCGAGGAAAACGGAGUGACUUCGGGUCUGCUAAAGGAAAUAGCAGACCUGAAAAACGAAAGAGCAGCCAUGGCUCAUCAAUUAGAGUGCCAGCAACUACUCAUCAAACAACUACAACAGCAGUUGGCGUCGUUGGAAGAGACGCAGCAGCAACAUCAACAACCACAACAACAUGAAUUACAACAACAGCAAAACCUGGAGCACCAUGAAGCCAUCGAGAUGGACAGCGUGGGAUCAUCUGCAGCCUAUCCAGAAGUCAUCAUUGACGAAGGCGACCCCUUCAACUUCGUCCGGAGGAGGAAGCAGAACAAGGUUAAAGUUAAGGUUAGUGCGAAAGUUGUUAACGCUCCUAAUCAGUCUACCCCCUCCCAAGUUCCCCAACCUACAAUUUUAGGUAAGGAGUACGUGGGACCAGAGUUACCCAUGUUAUACGAUGAUAAUGACUUCGAAAAACAGCAACAAACAAAGGCCAGUAACCUCGACGAAAUGCGAGCUAAGUAUGACGAUGUCCCACAGAAAAAGAUAAUCAGCGUACUCAAACCGGGUUCCUGA
Molecule: messenger RNA, 867 nt
Organism: Hermetia illucens (black soldier fly)
Lineage: Eukaryota; Metazoa; Arthropoda; Insecta; Diptera; Stratiomyidae
Product: bromodomain-containing protein DDB_G0280777-like
Exons: 4
Coding region: 1-867 (288 amino acids)
Source: RefSeq, a predicted model, not a curated record